Nerophis lumbriciformis (worm pipefish) is the source of this 3995-nucleotide messenger RNA. RefSeq names its product transmembrane protein 132C. Lineage: Eukaryota; Metazoa; Chordata; Actinopteri; Syngnathiformes; Syngnathidae. The record is from RefSeq and is a predicted model, not a curated record.
UUUCCCCGGACGCCACGAAAACUGGAAGUCGGACUUUCGUAGAAUCUUUUGACGUCCAAGUCAGCUGGAGGGCUGCGGUUGUGUCCUCCCCGGUGCUCUGCGGGCAGCAGCAGGAGCGGGCGGGAAGUUCUCGUCGGGACUUUUCGUGCACGCUCGCAUGGGAUGUGAUACUAGUGUGGGGUUCGGAUUUCAACUUUUCGCUUUUUUUUUUUUUUCUCUCCACCAUACAUGAUGUAUAUUACGCAUAAUUUUUGGACUAUGCGCCGGACGCAGCAGCCAACUUCAAGAAGCUUCUGUCACUAACUAAUGCGGCGAGGGACAGCGGCGCACAUUUUGCAGCAUUUGGAAGUGCAUUCCGACCAAUAUGUCACCAGGAUCUUCAACAUCAAGCCUAAAAAUGAUAGCAGUCGGCACUAAAGUUCCCUCUCUGCAUUUUUUUAGUCGAGGACAGCAAACAGUGUAGUCAUUCAGUAUCCAUUUAGAAUGAUGCACCAGGUGACACUUUUCCUUUAAACUUUAAACAUUUUGGAUUUUUCCGGUGGAUUCUUCCCCUCCACCUUAAUAGUCCGAGAAACAUGUUGCACAUCCUCGUGUUUCUGUCUUUGGCGUUACUUUUGACAGUGGCUGACUGCCGCGUCGUAGAGGGUCUGCAGAGAUAUACUUCAAUCCCCACAUAUCUGCCUGUCAACUACCAGGUGCUCAACACUGACUUGGCAUUUUUCCUCAAAGAAAGCAAUCAAGACUUCAUGAGAAACUCUAGCCUGAUGUCGCGCACCGAGCCUUUCUUCGUCCACCAGGCCCGGAAUUUACCUUCUGUCAACUCCAGCUACGGACCCCUCUCUGUGGAGCAGCCGGUCCCUUUAGAGCUCCUCCAGAGCCCUGGGGUUUUCCCCGCGUCAUCACUUUUCACUUUUAAUUGGAAAGUUCAGACUUUCAUCAUGAAUACAAAGAUUCACCUGGCCAAGCCCAAAGUCCAAGUCCUGUUUUACAUCGCAGGUAGGGACUGGGAUGACUACAGCACUAUCGACAAGCUACCAUGCGUGCACAUGUUUGCCUUCCAUGAGACCCAGGAGGUGCACGGUACCUGCCUGCUGAAGGGGGCGCUAGGGCUUUGUGUGGCCGAGCUGGAGCCCUUGGCGAGCUGGUUCAGCCCGCCUAGCAUUGUGCCAGGACGACAAAAAAACCUGGAAGCUUCUGAGGGAACCCCAGUGGAGCUCUACUACAUCCUGCAAUCCACCGAGGGAGGGGAAUGCCACUCGGAGGAGGCCAAGAAGGACAACUUCAUCCGCUCAAGCCAGGAAGGGCUGUUUGGGUCCUAUACCUCCACACCCCUGAGAAGGAUCGGCGGUGUAAGGCUCUAUCGGAAUCCUAUUCCACCCCAACUGGCUGAACACAGGCUGGAUCAUAACUUUAUGAUUUUGGUCCCGACCACACCAGUGAAUCAGAGAGAAACGUUCUCAACCUACGUCACAGUGUCAGCCUACUCUACCGUGGAGAUGUUUACGCUCAGAGUGAAAUUGAGAGAAGGAGUGACUUUUCUCGGGGCCCUACCCAGCAACCCGACACAGUGGAUAGUGAGCCAGGAUGUGAGGAAUGAAGGUCACCGUGUGGUCACCUUGCGCUGCCAGAGGAAGGAGUCCAGCUUCGAUCAGCAGAGGGAUGACAUGGGAGUUCAGAGGGUGCUGCAGGUGGAUCUAAAAAUGGAGAGUUUCCCUGAGCUGCCGGGCAGCCGCUGGAUGGCGUGGCAGGUGGAGUACCCGGCCAGCUCUGCAACACAGGAGGCUGACACCGAGAUCACAUUGGCACAAGAGGAUGUGGCGGGCAUCGUACCAUUGGCUAUGGAUUCGGAGAUUUUGAACACAGCGGUUCUGACCGGGAAGACAGUAGCGGUCCCUGUGAAGGUGGUAACCAUCGGAAUAGACGCUUCAGUGACUGACGUCUCUGACGCAGUGAUGUGUCGCUCCACAGACGAAGACGCAGUCAAGGUGUCAGAGAGGUGUGACUAUGUUUUUGUGAAUGGCAAGGAAAUGAAGGGCAAAGUAAAGAUGGCAGUGAACUUCACCUACACCUAUCUGAGUGCUCAGCUGGAGCUCAACGUGUGGAUCCCUCGACUUCCCCUCCAGAUUGAAGUGUCUGACACGGAGCUGAGCCAGAUCAAAGGGUGGCGGGUGCCCAUCAUGGCCAGCAAUCCCAGGUCAACACGGGACAGCGAGGAUGAUGAUGAUGAGGACAGACGAGGACGAGGCUGCGCUUUGCAGUACCAGCACGCCAUGGUCCGAGUCCUGACUCAUUUCGUUGCUGAAUCAUCCGACCCUGGAGGCCAAACCAGUUACAUGUUAGGCACCGAUUGGCAAGUGGACAUCACGGAGUUAGUGUGGGACUUCGUCAAGGUAGAGGACACGCAAAUCGCAAAGCUACUGGACAGACGGAUACUGGCGGGACGUGACAUGGGAAUGACCACGAUACAGGUGUUGUCUCCUCUGUCAGACUCAAUCCUGGCAGAGAGGACCAUCACAGUGGUGGAUGACAAAGUGACCAUUGCGGAGUUGGGGGUCCAGAUGGUCACAGGACUCUCCAUGAGCCUGCAGCUCAGUCCCGGAAGCAACAGAGCCAUCCUGGCUACGACGACCACACAGGAAGUUCUGCAGAGCCCUAAGCAGGAGGCCUUGAUCAGCGCCUGGUUGCAGUUCAGUGACGGCUCCGUGGCCCCUUUGGAUCUGUACAACCCUGACUUUUUCAUCCUGACCGCCACCUCCCUGGAUGAGGAGGUGGUGACGGUACGGCAGGACCCCUCCUGGAAAUGGCCCGUCAUCGUGACCGAGGCAGAGGGCCAAGGCCUUCUGGUCCGGGUGGAAAUGACGGUUUGUGAGAUUUGCCAGAAAUUCAAGCGGCGUAGCGUCCUGGCAGCGGGCAACUGUAACGUCAAGGUGAGGUUUGGAUACAGCGACAGCUCCAGGGGAGGGACCAACGAUUACGGCACCGACGGAGAGGAUUUGGACACCAGAGGCAGGCAGCCCUCACCUGACAGGAUUGGUCUUGACAGCCACUUUUACGGCAGCUCAGUCUCUGACAUGGAGGAAGGGGUGCUGACUAGACCCACCACCACAAGAAGUGCAAUCGUGCGGGGUCCUAACGGGGAUAAACCAUCAGGUGAUGGAAGCGAGAGGAUGCCGAUUGACUUUGCCGACUUUCCUGCUCAGGUGGACUUGCCCCGUGGGCGCAACAUGGACGAUGACCUCAUGCAGACUGCUCGCGGUCUCACAGAUCUGGAGAUCGGCAUGUACGCUCUACUGGGGGUCUUCUGCCUGGCUAUCCUGGUAUUUCUUAUCAACUGCAUCUCCUAUACCCUCAAAUACCGGCACAAGGAGCUCUCCGUCGAAGGCCAAGAGAACAUGAACCACGCCCAUGACUGGGUGUGGCUGGGGAACGAGGCGGAGCUGCUGGAGAGCGAAAUCAGCUUGUCCCCCCAGCAGGAGGAGCAGACCUCCAUGAUGGACUCCGGCAGCGGGCUGGAGGAGGGAAGCCACUUGCUGAACGGGGGCUCGGCCCAGAAGAACGUACAGGGCCAAGUACACCGGGCGGCCGACUCGGGCUGCCCGGCUAAGGAGAGCAAAGGGGAGUCGCCCACCACCAAGAGGAAGCGAGUGCAGUUCACCACCUUCACCACCAUCCCCUCGGACAGCGGCUACCCGACUGUUAGCACUCUGACUCGAUGCCACAAGCAGGACAUUAAGUGGGUGUGCCAGGACGUGGCGUUGGAAGACGCCACGGAGUUACGUAACUACAUGGAGAGGUUAAACGACAGUGCGCCGAAGGAAGCGUUCUAGCGGGAUUGAUUUGUGACAAACUCACGCGUAUGCCUUUCACGGGGGAGUAGGCUUGGAUUGAAAGCGAAACGUUUGCUCGAGAAUCAAAUCCAACCUACCAAAGGCUCAAAGAUAUCAAGGAUUGUCAAUUUGCCACUGAUAUCAAGAAAUAUGUCGAGGAAUGAGGAC